Molecule: messenger RNA, 831 nt
Organism: Branchiostoma belcheri (Belcher's lancelet)
Lineage: Eukaryota; Metazoa; Chordata; Leptocardii; Amphioxiformes; Branchiostomatidae
Product: cell wall protein DAN4-like
Exons: 3
Coding region: 1-831 (276 amino acids)
Source: RefSeq, a predicted model, not a curated record
AUGAGCCUGCUACUGUGCGGAGUCUCCGAUUGUGCGUGCCAGGCGCAAGGACUGCGCACAGAUGCGUCAGACGGUGAACACACCGACAUGGUGACGUUAGUUCCUGUUACGUCGCACGACGUCACAAGCGCGUCACCAACAUCGGACCACGUGACAAACACAACCACGACAUCGAGUGACGUAACCUGCACGUCUAGCAGCGUAGAGACAACUUCAGAUCACGUGACCAGCGUAGAGACAACUUCAGAUCACGUGACCAGCAAAGAUACAACUUCGGAUCACGUGACCAGUGUAGCUAGAACUUCCGAUCACGUGACCAGCAAAGCUACAACUUCGGAUCACGUGACUACCGUAGCUACAGCCUCGACUCACGUGACCAGCGUAGCCACAGCCUCGACUCACGUGACCACCUCAGCUACAACGUCGACUCACGUGACCAGCAAAUCUACAGCCUCAAGUCACGUGACUGCCGUAGCCACAACGUCUGGUCACGUGACCCCCGCCGCUGCAGUGGUGCAGUCCAGCGUAGUGACCAGCCCUGCCGCUGUAGCUGCGCCCGGAGGGACCCACCAGUUGUACCAGGUGGUGCCGGUAGUGCAGAACGGGGUUCCCUGCCGACUGCUGGUCCCGCUCAACAUGCUGCCGCCAGGCGCCAAGGUCGUCACCAAGACGCGGCCGCAACCAACGGGGAAGGACGGGAAGCCUCCGGGGACAGUCGGCAGCCCGGGAACCGCUGUGGCCAUGAGCAGCGCGUCCGGCCCGACAGGCGCCGUGCAGAAGGUGAUCGCCGUGCCGCCCACCGUCGCCGCUGGGAGUCGCCCCGGUCAGUAA